GUAUUUAGCAUCCUAUUAGCCAUUGAGUCCUGAUGGCCGUACCCGGUCGUGUGGAUCGCCCUGGAGGCUGGAGUUUAAAGACUGCCCCGGAUCUACGAAUUCAAAGUCUCGUCCUGGUAGCCGAAAUCUUGGUGCAGAAGAAAUUUGCCUCUUGGGUUUGAAAAGUGCAUUCCGCUCUCGGCGCAGCACUCGAGUUUUCCGUAAUGAGGCUCUUCGAUCGUUUUCCAGCACUGAUUUGCUUUGCGUCCGCAUUCAACAGCCUCGCAAGCGCACUCGCACCUUCGGAUACAUGGCGCGAUGCAGAUAUAGGCCAGUCUGGAUACGUUGGUGGAGAUCAUAACAUAGAUCCCGAAUCCGCCUCCCAGUUCAAGCAGCUUUGGAACGCGACUUUCAAGGAGGGCGAGAGACAUUGGGCAAAACCGCUUGUCUACACGCUCCAAUCUGGCCGACAAAUAGUUUUCACAGCAUCCACUGAGAACAUCGUCCGGACAUUCGAUGCAGCAACCGGCGAACUCAUCGUCGAAAGACAGAUCCAUCCACCAUGGCCAAUGGAGGCCGCCUACUGCACGAAUGUGAGCAAAAGUAUGGGCAUAAUGGGAACGCCGGUGAUUUAUGCUGAGUACGACGUCGUGUUCUUCUACGUUAAAUCGUACAUUGAAGACUAUCGUGUUCCCGGCGGAGCAAGCCCAGCAUUGAACGGCGUCUACUACCUUAACGCCAUCUACCUCGACGGCCUCCAAGAUGUGUACUACUGGCCUAUAUUCCUCGAUGAUGUCCCAGCCGACAACGACCCGCGCAAGAUAUUCUUGGGCGGUCUCCUCCUGCAGCGACCGUCCCUGGCUAUGGUCGGAAACAUUCUAUACGCCGGCUUUGGAGGCAUGUGUGACGCGUUCAACUACACGGGCGUCCUGGUCGCAGUUAACGUCGACACCCAAAAGGUUAAUCGGUGGGUCACGCAAGGUGGACCGAAUUCCGCGUAUACGGAUGAUUGGACGCUGUGGCAUGGCGGUGGUGCGGGUGGCAUCUGGCAGGCUGGUAUGGGACUUGCGUCGGAUGGGCAGGAUGUCUUUUUCACGGUCGAUAACGGAGGAGGGUCUACGGAUACAAAUAUCUCGACCAAAGCUAUCUCGGGGAAGAUGCCCAUGGACAUUGUCUCCGAAUCCGUCGUCCGCGUCAACGCUAACGACUCCGGCGUCCAGCUCCAGGACUGGUUCCGCCCCUUCGACUACCAAUCCGACCAAGGCGAGGAUAUUGGCAGCGGGGGAGUCUCCAUCCUCGAUUCCUCGCUCUUUAAAACCGAUAAAGUAAAACGGAUGGCCGUAGCGGCAAGCAAGAACUUCAAGAUGUACAUCACGGACCUGGACAACUUGGGCGGCUAUAGAGAAGGCAAAAACGGCACAGAUGCCGUCCUGCAAACCAUUCCCCUCGACGGCGAGGUCUAUGGCGGCAUCGGCUCUUACCCGCUCGAGGGCGGCUACGUAUACGUUAACCCGGCUGGUGCGCCGCUCUCUGCGUACCGUUUCAGCUCGUCAAACUCGACUUCCUCCGGCCCGCUAUUCUCCCUCGCAGGGAGAUCUUCGAUAUCUAGUCCGCACGCACGCGGUGUGGGUAUACCCACGGUGACAAGUAGGAAUAGCACGGCGGGGAGUGGCAUUGUAUGGGUUACGGAUGCAGAGAAGGGACUGCUGGCGUACAAGGCGGUUCCGGUCAAUGGGACAUUGAUGGAGAUUCCGCUACCGAAAGUGGAGGGCGCGAUGAUGUAUAGUAGACCGGUGUUUGGAGAUGGCAGGGUGUAUGUUUUUGACGCGAAGGACAAGUUGAUUGCGCUGGGUGUAAAGUAGGUAAGCUAGGGGAUGUAGAUCGGCUGCUGCCCAGGCUGGAGAUUGAAGUAAGAAUAUGGAUGCUUUAAAUAACAUGAC
This is a messenger RNA of Trematosphaeria pertusa, 1919 nucleotides long. RefSeq lists its product as uncharacterized. The transcript has 3 exons. The record is from RefSeq and is a predicted model, not a curated record. Lineage: Eukaryota; Fungi; Ascomycota; Dothideomycetes; Pleosporales; Trematosphaeriaceae. Bases 204 to 1841 code for a protein of 545 amino acids.